This is a messenger RNA of Cicer arietinum (chickpea), 1934 nucleotides long. Its product is annotated as CBL-interacting serine/threonine-protein kinase 1-like. NCBI's taxonomy places the organism in Eukaryota, Viridiplantae, Streptophyta, Magnoliopsida, Fabales, Fabaceae. Gene Ontology annotation, biological process: signal transduction; protein phosphorylation. Gene Ontology annotation, molecular function: protein serine/threonine kinase activity; ATP binding. The record is from RefSeq and is a predicted model, not a curated record.
AAAAGUAGAUGCAAACAAAACAGAGGCUACUAAAAUUGUGUUCACGAAAAUAAGAAAACAGAGGCUAUAAGAGAAGAAAGCAGAGAAAAGGGGGUUGUUUCGUAUCUUCAAUCUUUGAUCCAUUCCUAAUCCUAGAAACCCCUUUAUUUAUUUAUCUUAUUAUAAAAUAUUCACUUGUUUUUUAUCCUUAAAUAUAGCCAAAUCGUUUCCCCUUGCCUUUUCAACCCGUUUUGCUUGUUGGAUCCGUUACCUUCUUAACUCACAAUUAUUACAUUUCAUUACAAAUAUCAAUUAUUUACCAAAAAGACAAACAUUAAAUAGAAAACAGAAAAGCCAGAAGAAUUAAAACCACAUAAAGAAUCAAGAGAGAAAAUUGAAGGGGUGAAUUUGGGAAUGGUGAUCAUAGACCAAGGGAGGAACAAAGAAGAAAAGGGUAUGCGAUUGGGGAAAUACGAAUUGGGUAAGACACUUGGAGAAGGGAAUUUUGGAAAAGUUAAGUUGGCAAGGAACACAGAUUCUGGACAAUUUUAUGCUGCUAAGAUUCUUGAAAAGAACAAGAUCAUUAAUCUUAAUAACACUGAUCAGAUAAAGAGGGAGAUAUCCACGUUGAAGCUUCUGAAGCAUCCAAAUGUUGUUAGAUUAUACGAGGUCUUGGCUAGCAAAACCAAAAUUUAUAUGGUACUUGAGUACGUGAAUGGAGGAGAGUUAUUUGACAAAAUUUCAUCGAAAGGAAAACUUACAGAAGCUCAUGGUAGGAAGAUGUUUCAACAAUUGAUCGAUGGUGUGAGUUACUGUCACAAUAAAGGUGUCUUCCACAGGGAUCUUAAGCUUGAGAAUGUACUUCUGGAUGCCAAAGGGAACAUAAAGAUUACUGAUUUUAAUCUUAGUGCUUUGCCCCAACAUUGUGGGGCAGAUGGAUUACUACAUACAACUUGUGGAAGUCCUAAUUAUGUUGCUCCUGAGAUUCUUGCUAAUAGAGGUUAUGACGGAGCGAAAUCAGAUAUUUGGUCAUGUGGCAUUAUCUUAUAUGUAAUUCUAACAGGAUACCUUCCUUUUGACGAUAGAAAUCUUGCAGUUCUUUAUCAAAAGAUUUUCAAAGGAGAUGUUCAGAUACCGAGAUGGUUGUCGCCUGGUGCACAAAACAUUAUUAAGAGAAUCCUCGAUCCCAAUCCUAAAAGUCGUAUAACAAUGUCUAUGAUCAAAGAAGACAAAUGGUUUAAGGAAGGUUAUAAUCCUGUGAAUCGAGACGACGAGGAAGAAGAUGUGUCCAAUGAAGAUGAAGCAUUUUCCAUCCAAGAAGUGCCCCUUGAAACAGAACAGGGUAGUCCAGGAUCACCAACACUUAUCAAUGCAUUUCAGUUGAUAGGAAUGUCUUCAUGCUUAGACCUCUCUGGAUUUUUUGAGAAAGAGGAUGUCUCGGAGAGGAAGAUAAGAUUUACAUCAAACCAUUCGCCAAAAGAUUUGAUAGAGAAGAUAGAGGACAUUGUAACAGAAAUGGGAUUUAGAGUUCAGAAGAAAAAUGGAAAAUUGAAAGUGAUACAAGAUAAUAAAGCACAUAAAAGUCUAGGAAGCCUCUCAGUCCAUGCAGAGGUUUUUGAAAUAGGUCUAUCUUUGUAUGUAGUAGAACUAAGAAAGUCUUAUGGAGAUGCUUCAGUAUAUAGACAAUUGUGUAAGAAGUUAUCAAAUGAUUUGGGUACAGGCAAGACACAACUAGUGAGCUCUGAAGAUUUAAGCAUAUGAAGAAAAUUAAUUAGAGGCCAGAUAAUGUAUAUUAUUUUUUUCUGGCGGGUUAGUUAUGUUAGAUACCAAUUGAAUUAGUGAAUCAUGAUUUUAGUAGUUUUAAAUACAUUUUGAGUUUAGUAUUUCAUGCACAUAGUCUACUUUUACAAGUAUACUUAUAAUACAUUUAUACUAAUUAGUCAACUGUUAUUUCA